Sesamum indicum (sesame) is the source of this 1520-nucleotide messenger RNA. Its product is annotated as endoglucanase 12-like. Gene Ontology annotation, biological process: carbohydrate metabolic process. Lineage: Eukaryota; Viridiplantae; Streptophyta; Magnoliopsida; Lamiales; Pedaliaceae. The record is from RefSeq and is a predicted model, not a curated record. Gene Ontology annotation, molecular function: hydrolase activity, hydrolyzing O-glycosyl compounds.
AUGUCUGGUUUCUGUUGCUUAGUGUGUGUACUAUGUUUGUUAGGUUUAGUUAAGGAUGCUGCCUCGGCAGACUAUGCAGCAGCGCUGACUAAAUCUCUGUUGUUCUAUGAAGCGCAGAGGUCUGGGAAGUUACCGCCCGAGCAGCGUGUUCAGUGGCGGAGUGAUUCGGCUCUUUUCGAUGGUCAAGAAGCCGGGGUUGAUCUUGUGGGAGGAUAUUACGAUGCGGGAGACAACGUGAAAUUUGGGUUCCCUUCGGCGUUUACAGUGACGAUGCUGUCAUGGAGCGUGGUGGAAUUCGGGCCUCAACUUCAGGCCCGAAAUGAGUUGAGGAAUGCUCUGGCAGCAGUGAAAUGGGGAACGGAUUAUCUGAUUAAAGCCCACCCGGAGCCCAACUUGCUGUAUGGGCAAGUGGGAGAUGGGAAGUCGGAUCACAAUUGCUGGCAGAGGGCCGAAGACAUAGGAAAGAACCGAACUGUUCACAAGAUUGACGAGCAGCACCCCGGAUCCGACCUUGCUGCUGAAACUGCCGCCGCUUUUGCCGCUGCAUCCAUUGCUUUCAGUCAAUCGGAUUCCAGUUACUCGUCCAUCCUUCUCAACCAUGCCAAACAGUUAUUCGAUUUUGCAACAAAAUACACUGGUCUGUACCAGAACAGCAUUCCAGACGCUACAGAGUUUUAUAAGUCAUCAGGAUACAAGGACGAGCUGCUGUGGGCUGCUGCUUGGCUAGCACGGGCCACCAACGACAUCAGCUACGUCGGGUUCCUCACUAGAAACGUUAAUUUUGGCACCAGUUCAAUGUUUUCAUGGGACGACAAGAACGUUGGUGCUCAAGUCCUCGUCACAAAGAGAAUUUUGGAGCAGAAGUAUCCGGGCGAUGGCAGUUUGAGUCAGUUCAAGACUAAUGCUGAGCAGUACGUUUGCAACAUCAUCCAGAAAGGAAAUAGCAACACGCAGAGGACGGGUGCCGGACUUCUUUGGUUCGACGAAUGGAAUAAUCUUCAGUACGUCACCAGUGCUUCGUUUAUCAUCGUUGCUUAUGCUGAUAUUCUUACUGCUACUAGUAAUACUCUCCAGUGCGCUCAAGGCGCCGUCCGUCCUGAGGAUUUGAUUGCUUUUGCCAGAUCACAGGUGGACUACAUAUUGGGCACGAACCCGAAGCAAAUGAGUUACAUGGUGGGUGUCGGAUCAAACUAUCCAAAGAGAGUUCACCACAGAGGAGCAUCCAUCGUGUCGUUCAAGACAGACGCGACUCCAAUCGAAUGCAAUCAAGGUUUUGAAUGGUACAACAAGGAUGCUGAUAACCCUAAUGUUCUUGACGGGGCAGUAGUCGGGGGGCCGAAUAAGGCCGACGGGUACUCCGACGAGAGGAAAAAUUACCGGCAAGGGGAGGCCGCAACUGCAAACAAUGCACCCUUUGUUGGGGUUUUAGCCCGACUUGCCUCAUGAUUUCAUGCUUCCAGCAAAGUAUCGGACCUGCUGAAGUUGUACGCACAUUCGUAUAUGGAUUUGCAAACUACAGA